AUGGGAUAUGCAAAAGAGGAAGAGGCAACUAUAUUGGAGCUAACAUAUAAUUAUGGUGAUACUGAGGACACCAAAGGCUUGCUAAGAUGUGGGAAGAGUUGCAGGCUACGCUGGAUGAAUUAUUUGCAUCCCAAUAUAAAGCGAGAGAAAUUUUCCUCUUCUGAAGAAGAAAUAAUAUUGUUCUACCAUGAUAAGCUUGGGAACAAGUGGUCUGAAAUAGCAAAGUAUCUUCCAGGACGAACAGACAAUGACAUAAAAAACCUCUGGAAUACUCGUCUGAAAAGACGAUCAAACGAAAGCAUGAUAAACAAUCCUUCUACUCAUGCAUUUUAUUUAUACUUUGCUUCUCUUGAGGUCGAAGCAAGAAUAGGAAGACUUCUGAUGAAUCUUGCUGCUAGUGGCAAUACAAACCUGGACCAUAAUUUUUUAAGGUCUGCAUUCCAAGGCACUGAGAAACUAGCAAGGCCUGUGGCGUCAAAUUUUGUGGGUCAACAACGGGGUGAACAACAACCACAAAAUAAUGCUCAGACUUUCUCGAAAGAUUUUAUACAAGAUAACGAUAUGAUAUCAUUUUCAACAGGUUUAAAUGCUGAAAUUCUUAAUCAAAUUGGCAAUAAUAACUUUCUUCCAAUAGAACAUGAAUCUGAUUCGCUUCUCCCUUUGGUAUCAAGUUCAUCCAAUGGCUAUAAUGAAUCAGCCUCAGAGAUUUCAUCGACCCUUGUGGUAAAUGCUGACGUCUAUGCAGGAUCAACUUCACAUGAAAAAGGGCUUGACUUUACAAAUUUUUCUAAUAACUCCAUAAAAUACUCCUUCCGUGAAUUUGAGAAAAUAGCAAACAAGAUUUUUGCUCAUAAAUUUUGUAUUUCGGCAAGCUUGCCUGCCAAAUUUGUUGAACGAGAGUUCUGGCUUGAGAUAACUUCACGGAAAGAAGACUUUGUUGAGUAUGCCUGUGAUGUUGAAUGGAGUGCCUUCUCGAGAUCAACAAAUGAUCAACUAGGAACCAGCAAUUGGAACUUACAGGUCAAUUUAAUUAAGUUUUAA
Messenger RNA from Cryptomeria japonica (Japanese cedar), 1041 nucleotides. RefSeq names its product transcription factor MYB28-like. NCBI's taxonomy places the organism in Eukaryota, Viridiplantae, Streptophyta, Pinopsida, Cupressales, Cupressaceae. The transcript is spliced from 4 exons. The record is from RefSeq and is a predicted model, not a curated record. Bases 1 to 1041 code for a protein of 346 amino acids.